AUGGAGGCUGAUAUUAGAGCUGUGCUUCCCAACAUUGACCCUGUGGUCUCUGAGUACUCCGUGGGAUACCUUACUCAUGCCUCGACUACUUAUUCUGACGAGGAUGAUACGUCGGGUGAGUCGCCGCUGAACGAGGCUGCUUCCGCCAUCACCGAACUUCUGCUGUCCGCCUCAGGCCAGUUUAACGCGGAAACUGAGGAAAAGAUCAAGCAGCUUGUCGAGAAAUGGGUUGACAGGUACACUGAGUCUAAUGGAAGCCAGAGGCGAGGACCUUCUAUUGUCAGGCGUCUCGACCAAACCAUCCAGGUCAGCCAGCAGCGCAACAUGUCGUCCACUUUGGCCGUGGCUACAGGUGGCGUCGAUUUGGAGUCUGCCAACGCCAGAAAGGUCGAGUCCAAGGUCGAUCGCAAGAAGCUUGAAAAGGCCGAGCGAAAGAUUGCAGCCAAGCAGCAGAAAAAGACCUUCAAGACUGUCGAGUACGAGGCCUCAAAGCUGCUCGACCAGCCCGAGUCCACACAGUCCUACGAAGAGUUUUACAUGGCUGUCAACCCUCUCCAGCUGGGUGCCGGCUCUGCAAACAAGUCAAAGGAUAUCAAGUUGGACAACAUCGAUGUGUCUAUCAGCGGACAGCGUAUUCUUACAGACACAACACUUACUCUUGCCUACGGACACCGAUAUGGUCUGGUUGGUAACAACGGUGUUGGUAAAUCUACUCUGCUCCGAGCCCUGUCUCGUCGUGAGGUUGCUAUUCCUCUGCACAUUUCUAUUCUCCACGUCGAGCAAGAAAUUACUGGUGAUGACACUCCGGCCAUCCAGGCGGUUCUCGAUGCCGAUGUUUGGCGCAAGGUUCUUCUUAGGGAGCAAGAGCAAAUUACGGCACGCCUGGCAGAUUUGGAACAGCAGCGCUCUUCUCUAGCCGACACAUCUGCUGAUGCGGCCAGAAUUGAUCGCGACAGAGAAGCACAGGAUACUAAGCUGGGAGAUGUCCAAUCCAAGUUGGCUGAAAUGGAGUCAGACAAGGCCGAAUCACGAGCUGCCAGUAUCCUUGCUGGUCUCGGUUUCUCAACAGAGCGACAGCAACAUGCUACCAAGACCUUCUCUGGUGGUUGGAGAAUGCGUCUGGCUCUUGCGCGAGCCCUGUUCUGUGAGCCUGACCUGCUUCUUCUUGACGAACCGUCCAACAUGUUGGACGUCCCAUCCAUUACUUUCUUGUCCGAUUACCUUCAAACAUACCCCAGUACCGUCCUCGUCGUAUCUCACGACAGAGCGUUCCUCAACGAAGUCGCCACCGACAUCAUCCACCAGCACUCGCAGCGUCUCGAUUACUACCGUGGAGCCAACUUCGACACUUUCUACGCCACCAAGGAGGAGCGCAAGAAGGUUGCCAAGCGAGAGUACGAGAACCAGAUGGUACAGCGAGCCCAUCUUCAGGCCUUCAUCGACAAGUUCCGUUACAACGCCGCCAAGUCCUCGGAAGCUCAAUCACGUAUCAAGAAACUCGAGAAGAUGCCUGUCCUUGAGGCCCCAGAGGCCGAGUACAGUGUCAAGUUCAACUUCCCCGAAGUCGAGAAGCUCUCGCCUCCUAUCGUGCAGAUGUCGGAAGUUACUUUCGGCUACAACAAAGACAACGUUCUGCUCCGCAACGUCGAUUUGGACGUCCAACUUGAUUCUCGAAUUGGUAUCGUCGGACCCAACGGUGCCGGUAAGACAACUAUUCUUAAGCUUCUCAUUGGUAAGCUGGAUCCUUCCUCUGGUUUGAUCUCGCAACACCCUCGUCUCCGAAUCGGAUUCUUCGCCCAGCACCACGUCGACGCUCUGGACCUUGACGACAGUGCUGUCGGUUUCAUGUCCAAGAACUACCCCGGCCGAACCGAUGAAGAGUACCGUCGCCGACUUGGUGCUUUCGGUAUCACUGGUACAACUGGUCUGCAGAAGAUGGGACUGCUAUCUGGAGGUCAAAAGUCUCGUGUCGCUUUUGCAUGCUUGGCUCUUACAAACCCCCAUAUCCUGGUUCUUGACGAACCUUCUAACCAUCUUGAUAUCGAGGCUAUGGAUGCCUUGGCUGCGGCCCUCAACGAAUUCCAGGGUGGUGUGCUGAUGGUUUCUCACGAUGUUACAAUGUUGCAGACUGUGUGCACGUCAUUGUGGGUUUGCGAUGGAGGUACCGUUGAGAAGUUCCCUGGAGAUGUCCAGGCUUACAAGAAGAGAAUUACUGCACAAGCCAACGCUGCUGGUGUUGUUAAGCAGCACUAA
Messenger RNA from Fusarium graminearum PH-1, 2253 nucleotides. Its product is annotated as GCN20 protein. Gene Ontology annotation, molecular function: ATP hydrolysis activity; ATP binding. The record is from RefSeq and is a predicted model, not a curated record. NCBI's taxonomy places the organism in Eukaryota, Fungi, Ascomycota, Sordariomycetes, Hypocreales, Nectriaceae. The transcript has 3 exons. The coding region runs from base 1 to 2253 and encodes 750 amino acids.